Messenger RNA from Dovyalis caffra, 1269 nucleotides. The record is from the annotation of a GenBank genome assembly. Lineage: Eukaryota; Viridiplantae; Streptophyta; Magnoliopsida; Malpighiales; Salicaceae.
AUGGCACAAGCACAACCUGAAAGAAAGAUUGAAGAAGGAAUCUCUAUAGGAAUAGAAAGGAAAGAAACAACCAGACCCAAAAAAGAUAGUAACAAGAAUGGUGGUUCUGUGUCCUUUAAAUUCAACGCACAGGCACCUGAAUUUGUGCCAAGAUCGCAUACCUCUACAACCCAAAUGCCUAUAUCAGGUUAUUUUUAUCCUUACUUGCAUUAUCUUGGUGCCACUGCUUGUGCUACUGGAGGGUCUGAUUGGUUUUUUGUUGGCGAUCAAAACCAUGCUGCCUAUUUGAUCUCUAAUAAUCCAAAUCAUGCAAUGCUUAAUUGCCCCACCAAGAAUAGCGAUAUUCUCACUGACGAUCUUCGAAAAAAGAUCAUCAAACAGGUGGAGUACCAAUUCAGUGACAUGAGUCUUCUUGCAAACGAAUCGAUGUCGAAACACAUCAAUAAAGAAACUGAAGGUUAUGUGCCGAUAUCUGUUAUGGCUUCAACUAAGAAAAUGAGGUCUCUUGUAAGCGAUACCGAUUUGCUUGCUCAAGCACUCAAGUCUUCUUCAAAACUUGUUCUGACCGAAGAUGGCAGGAAGGUUAAACGCAAAAUCCCUUUCACUGAUAAAGACAGAGAAGAAUUGCAGUCUCGUAUUGUUGUAGUGGAGAAUUUGCCUGAAGAUCAUUCUCAUCAAAAUGUCCAGAAAAUUUUUAGCGUGGUUGGAAGUGUGAAAACCAUCAGAAUAUGCCAUCCACCAGAAUCCAAUUCUUCGCGGGCUAAAAUUGACUUCUUUGUAACCAACAAGCUGCAUGCACUUGUGGAGCUUGAAACCCGUGAACUAGCUGAGAAAGCGGUUGAGAAGUUGAAUGAUGAAAGGAAUUGGAGGAAAGGCCUUCGAGUAAGGUUGCUGGUUCGGUGCUCGCCAAAAUCUGUUCUCAGCAGGGGCAGAAAGUCAGAAUUUGACAUUUGGGAGGAAGAAUAUUCAACCCUUGAUGAAUCAACUCAGGAUACCUCUCGACCAAACAAUUCAGAAUCUGCUGAAGAUAAUUCAGGGGCAUCAAAGAAGGCAUGGGCAAAAGGCCGAGGCAAGGGCAAAGGCCGCGGUCAAAUCAAUUAUGGCAGAGGUCUGUUUGCUCCUCCCGAAUGUGCUAGCACACCGCAAUGUCAAGCAUAUGCUAAACAUACUUCUAAGGGUCCAAGAAUGCCUGAUGGGACCAAAGGUUUCACUGUUGGUCGAGGCAAGCCAUUGGUUACUUCAGCUCUGACCAGUUCGAUUAUGGAAUAA